CAUGAUGGUCUAGCUUCAACUGACACAUGGUUUUAACCAUUGAUAAAAUUAUCAUUUUAUUGUAUAGAUCUAUAAUAUUCAUGAAUAUUUCUCUUAUUUGUUUGAAAACAAUUUUCAUAGAGUUCAUAUCUAAUCCAUGUCAAAUUCAUUAUACUAUAUUAUAUUGGAUUAUUGGAUAUGUAAUUAUGAUAAUAUUAGGAUUUUUUAUAUUGAAUCAACUCAAUUUCAUUGAACAUCAUUGUCAAACUUUAUAUAAAAGGAUAGAAAAUAAAAGUAAUCUAUAUAAUGUUUCUGAUUUACCAUUUAUAUUUAUUGGAGGUCAUACAAAUACAGGUACUGAUCUAAUGGGAAAUAUUCUAGAUACUCAUUCAAUGGUUCGUUGCAGACCUAAACCAAUUAUAACAAAAUUCUUAUUGCGAUACAGAAAGAACAGACUACAUUCAAUGGAGCGAUUAGUAGAAUCUGGUAUCACUGCAACCGUGUUAAACAAUGCUGUGGCUGCAUUUAUUGCAACAAUAAUCAAAGAAAUAGGUCCAAGGACACCUAGACUAUGCCACAAUGAUCUAGAAUCAUUUGAUUAUCUUGAAGACUUAAAUAUCUUGUUUCCAAAAGGAAAGUUUAUUCACAUCGUCCAAGAUGGAAGAGCCACUAUUGCUUCAGAAAUAGCUAGAAACAUCAAUUCUAAUUAUACAUCUGAAAAUAUCACAGAAGCAAUUUUAACUUGGGAUGACGAAACAACACAAAUAUUAGAGGAUUGUGAAAACAUUGGUAAUGAAAAGUGUUUAACUGUACGUUAUGAAUGUUUAGUAUUGAAUCCACUCAGAGAAAUCCAGAAAGUUCUCCAUUUUCUCGAAUUGCCAUGGGAUGAAAAACUACUUAGAUAUGGAACUGACUCCAGUCGAACAGAUCAACUAGUUCACAACAAUUCUCUAGAUGCAUGGUCAAAAGCAAAUUCACUCCUAUCAGAAGAACACAUCGAAUUCAUGAAUGAGAAUUGUUUGGCACUAAAACAGUUGGGUUAUCUUACAGAUGAAAUCCCACCGAAUUAUGCUACAAUCUGCAACAUCUAAACUAUUCUAAAAAAACACAUAGUCAGUAACAAGUUGAAAUAUGAUAACUUGAAUUUGUAUCUAUGAAAAAACAUCUCUAUUCAUUAGUGUGCAUUGUGUGUGUUGUGUUUAUUGUGUUUACGUAGAAACUGUAUUUUUGUACACAUUGAUGUAAUAAAUAUGUGAUUUCAUGGGAAGAAAUAGUCAUUUGACAUGUUACAAUACAGGGUUAUUU
Messenger RNA from Schistosoma bovis, 1284 nucleotides. The record is from the annotation of a GenBank genome assembly. Lineage: Eukaryota; Metazoa; Platyhelminthes; Trematoda; Strigeidida; Schistosomatidae.